Messenger RNA from Haplochromis burtoni (Burton's mouthbrooder), 1388 nucleotides. It is a transcript of the gene igbp1, whose product is annotated as immunoglobulin (CD79A) binding protein 1. The record is from RefSeq and is a predicted model, not a curated record. Gene Ontology annotation, molecular function: protein phosphatase 2A binding. Gene Ontology annotation, cellular component: cytosol. Gene Ontology annotation, biological process: regulation of signal transduction; regulation of dephosphorylation. Lineage: Eukaryota; Metazoa; Chordata; Actinopteri; Cichliformes; Cichlidae.
GAGGCGGUAAUACUGAACUCCACUAAGUCUCAAAAACAGAAGAAGAAGAAGGAACCCGGAAAAUAUUGCAAGAUGGCGGAAUCGGAGAACAGCAACAGUGUUAGACAGCCAUUAAAUGUGGACGCAGAACCUCUUAAAUUAUCAGAGUUGUUAGAUCGUGGUUGGAAAAUAUUCGAGGAGGUCGACAGCACAAACGAGCCUCUUGGCUCAAACAGUAUUCAGGUGAAAGUUAAGCGCGGGGUUCAAAUGUUAGAGGAAGCCUCCCGGAUGGUCGCUCAGCUCGACUUGUUUAGUCGCAACGAAGAGCUCGAGGAGAUCGCCACGGCAGACCUGAAGUACCUGCUGCUGCCCGCUUUGUUAGGCGCUCUGACCAUGAAGCAGACCACCCGGGACAAACGGUUGGAAAUAGUCCAGACGGCCCGCGCUUACUUUAUGGAUUUUUUAAGGAGAUGUGAAGAGUAUAAGGUGUCACCGUUUAAACUGCCAGACUCCACGGGUGAAAAAGCACGGCCUGGGUCAGAAGAUGGAAACACUAAAGCUAAUUCUUUCCCCGGCCCGACCAACCUGGUUGCUAUGGCAGCACAGAGACAAGCUAAAAUUGAGCGGUACCGUCAGAAGAAGGAGCUUGAGGCCAAACUGUCUGAUGUUCGGAGAGCUGUGGAGAGCGGACAAGCUGAUGAUGAAGUCACCAGAGAUUUUUACCUCCUGAAUGUCCGAAGAUGGGUCGCUGUGUGUUUGGAGGACAUAGAGAGCAUUGACCAAGAGGUGGAGAUACUCAAAAAGAUGGAUAUGUUUAAGGAGAAUGCUCCCAAGCAACCCACUCACCCACCCAGGCCCCCCAUGAAACCCUUCAUCCUCACCAAGGAUGCUGUGCAGGCUAAGGUGUUCGGGGCCGGUUAUCCCAGUCUUCCUACCAUGACAGUUGAUGACUGGUAUGAGCAGCACAAGAAACGCGGCGUCCUGCCUGACCAGGGUGUACCCAGGAAGCCCACUGCGGAGGAUCACGGGGAUCCGAGCGAGACGGACGAAGAAGAAAAAGAGAAGAAGGUUGAAAACGAUGACGACGAAUCUCUGCUAAAGGCCAGAAACUGGGAUGACUGGAAAGACACUCACCGCAGAGGUUAUGGGAACCGCCAGAAUAUGGGCUAGCUCAUGUGUUCAACCGGGCUUGUCUCUCACUUCAUUUCUAUACUAAAUGAAGAAAAACACCACCGCAUCAAUAAAUAUGUACAUUCAUUACUUUGGCUGCAGGUUAGUUGGUCUGGAGAUGAACACUACUGCUGAUUAACUCAUGUUACAACCGUUCUGUUGAUUGGAUCACAUUCUCCUAUGUACCGUCGUGGUUUCCAUUUACAAUAAAAAUACACAAUUUGGCUGGAAGCUUGAAA